Paramecium tetraurelia is the source of this 1311-nucleotide messenger RNA. RefSeq lists its product as uncharacterized. The transcript has a single exon. Gene Ontology annotation, molecular function: cysteine-type peptidase activity; deNEDDylase activity. Gene Ontology annotation, biological process: proteolysis. The record is from RefSeq and is a predicted model, not a curated record. Lineage: Eukaryota; Ciliophora; Oligohymenophorea; Peniculida; Parameciidae.
AUGUUCAGAGGUUGUCAAUUUCUUCAAUUACCUUACGGCUAUUUUUCAAAAAUUGAUUAAAAUUAAAGAGAAAAGAAAUAUAAAAUUAAUCAAACAACGCACAUUUGCGAAACAAAACUUCUGAAGGAAACCAAAAGCACUACGGAAAUUGGUAAACAAUUUGAUAGCAUCCUGAAUCUCUACAAAAUUUAAUUUAUUGUAAUAAAUACAGAUGAUUGUUAAUUUGAUAGAUUGAUUUUAUAGACUCAUAUAAGGUUUUAUUGUUAGAGCGAUUCAUAUUUGUAACUUGGAUUGGCUGAGAAAAUUUAUGGUAAAUGUUAUAAAACUUUGUUUGAUUCUGAUAAAAAUCCUAGAUUUUUAAUUUCUGAAGGGUUAUUCACAAUAAAUCUUGUAAAGUAAGAGUACAUCUUGGAUGGAGAGGGGAUCGAGUAUUGUGGUAAGUCGGAAUUUAUUAAGAAUUAAGGAGUGUUUAUUUAGGGUGUAUUCUAAGAGCCAAGAAGGGAGAGGAAGGCAGCUUUCCAAUCCUUAGAAGAAGAUUUUUAACCAAGGAAGAGGUCUAUCAUUAUAAGUGAUGAAAGUAAUGAGAUAAUCAGAAGUAAAUCUUUUGAUUAUGAUAAUAAAAUGCUUAAGGGAAUUUAAUAGGUCAAUCAAAUUCAAAUCCAAUACAACUAGUAACUACGGGAACAGGAUUUCAAUAUAUUACUCAGAAAUUCAAAGGAAUGGUUGACUUCUAGUUUGCUGAAUUCAGUUGUUGAAUAUUUUAAUUGGAAGAGUGAAAUAAAAGUAAAUUAGUUGCCCCUGAAGGAGAGACUGAAAAUACCGAGGGUCUUGUUCAUCCCCAGUGAUGUGACGACUUCGUUCGGAGAGUAUGAGGACAAAACCACUUACAUGAAAAAAGCGAAGGGAUUAUUAUAAACAUAGUUGCUAUACUACAAGGAACUCAAUUAUGAGAUGAAGCAGGUUUAUGCUAAGAUAGGUUUUCCAGUCAAUGUCAAUAAUGCUCAUUGGGUGUUCCUAUUGUUUGAUUUAAGAAAAGAGUAGAUACUGUUGUAUGAUUCUCUGUCAUCUACGUCAAUUAAGAAGUGCAGGCCAAGUGCGUUGACUAAGGCUAUUGGGAGCUUUCUGAAUUUGAAUGUUGGGGAGUGCAAAAUCGUGAACUAUGUUAAGUAGAGGGAUAGUUAUUCUUGCGGAUAUUUUGUUUCUUCGUUUAUGGAAUUUGAAUACAAAUUGUAGUUUAAACAAAAUUACAAGUAUUGUUAUGAUUAAAAUAAAAUGAAAACCAAAAUUAGAAAGAUAUUGAAGUAAGCUUGA